AUGGUUAAACUAUUCGCCUUAAGUGUUUUCUAUAAAGGUAGCCCCGAAGCGAGAUUGCUCAAGUCCACAUAUGAUUUGCAAUCAUUUUCAUUUUUCCAAAGGACAGCGGUACAGGAGUUUAUGACUUUUGCCUCAAAAACCCUGGUCGAACGCACACAACAGGCUAUGCGCCAAUCGGUCAAACAAGAUGUUUACAUGUGUCAUGUCUAUGUGAGAACAGAUAAUCUGGCUGGUGUUCUAAUUGCCGAUCACGAAUAUCCCCAAAGAGUGGCACACACAUUAAUUACCAAAAUCUUAGACGAAUUUGCUGCCAAAAUAUCCACAGAUCAAUGGCAAACCGGUACCGAGAGUAGUAUAGAUUUCAGUAUACUACCAUCAUAUCUGGCAAAAUAUCAAGAUCCCAAAGAAGCUGAUGCCUUAACGAAAAUGCAAAAUGAUUUGGAUGAGACGAAAAUCAUUUUGAAAAAUACCAUUGAAGCUGUACUGGAGCGAGGUGAAAAACUUGAUGAUAUGGUAGCAAAAUCGGAGAAUUUAUCAAUGCAAAGUAAAGCAUUCUAUAAGACGGCGAAAAAGACAAAUUCAUGUUGUAAUUUCGGUUAAGAU
Molecule: messenger RNA, 603 nt
Organism: Musca vetustissima
Lineage: Eukaryota; Metazoa; Arthropoda; Insecta; Diptera; Muscidae
Product: synaptobrevin homolog YKT6-like
Exons: 2
Coding region: 1-600 (199 amino acids)
Biological process (GO): endoplasmic reticulum to Golgi vesicle-mediated transport
Cellular component (GO): Golgi apparatus
Molecular function (GO): SNAP receptor activity
Source: RefSeq, a predicted model, not a curated record